UCUCUCUGUUGCAUUGGGCCAAACCCACAGCAUGUCUUCUUUUGUAACUAUUUUUAGGAAGUUUUAGUAUGGUUUUGGUUUGUGUGUAUGUGUGUAAAUUUGUUUAGCUACUCUUGUGGCAAUUUUCUUUGAAUAUCUUCAGACACAUUAAAUCUGAGACAGUAUUUCAUUUAGUCCAGGUUGUCCUGGAGCUUUCUUUGUAGCCAUUGUCACCCUGAACUGAUCUGCCUCCAUCUCCCUAGAGGCUAGUAUAAAGCCAUAUAUAUAUAUAUGCAAGCACACGUAUACACAUAAUGAACACUGAUACUCUGCCUGAACCUAGUUUUUCCAGGUGAUGACACUGCAUUCAGGAAUUUAGUAACCUCAUGGGUCUUUUGAUUUCAGAACGCACCCAGGAAAUUACAAAGAAAUGGGAAAUGACAUAAAAACUUGUUUUCAUCACGAGUCCUUUAAUAUCAUGCUUUAAAACUUCACAUAUAAACAUUUGCAGGCGUUUCACCCUUCACAUCUGACAGAUUUUGUGGAGAUGCAAAGCCAGCACAAAGUUUCAGUUUGUACCUAAGUCCUUUCCCUGAGAUUCUAGAUUUCUCACUUUAUCCCAGGCUUUCUGCAUGCUUACCAACUACUCUAUGAUUAUGCAGCAUGUUUUCUCUUAAUAUUUAUUGUGCUACUCUACCCAGCUCCUCUUUAAGACAGGAUCAUGCUCUUUGACUCAGGCUGACAAACCUGAAGCAGUUCCCUUGCCCCAAUCUUCAUUGGCUGUCAUUACAAGGGAGUCACCACAAAGAGUGGGUCUAGCUGGCUAUCUCUUGCCUGAGGUUUCAAGUGUGGUAUUAGAGGUGUGGGCCAGCAUGUUCGUUUAAGAAUUAGACAGCUAGUAAAACUAGGCAAAUGGUCUUCCUACAGACAGGCUGGGCUCAACUAGUUUUUGAGCCUGUGCAGGUAAAACUGGUGAGCCUGACUGGACUGUAAACUCCAAAUGCUGUCUUUGUCUUGCCCCCUCGUACUUGAGGCUGUGUGGUCGUUUCUCUCUCUCUCUCUCUCUCUCUCUCUCUCUCUCUCUCUCUCUCUCUCUCUCUCUCUUUUGGUUUUUCGAGACAGGGUUUCUCUGUGGUUUUGGAGCUUGUCCUGGAACUAGCUCUUGUAGACCAGGCUGGUCUCGAACUCACAGAGAUCCGCCUGCCUCUGCCUCCUGAGUGCUGCGAUUAAAGGCGUGCGCCACCACCGCCUGGCUGUGUGGUCAUUUUUAAAACUAUCUCGUUUUUUGUUUAUCUGAGAAGACUAACUCUGCAUAACCCGGGCUGGACUUUAACUAUUUUCUUGCCUUGUAUACGCCUUCCAAAUUCUAGGUUUACAAGCAUACACCACCACACCUGGCUUUCCUUCAUUUUUUUUUUUUUUUUUGGAUCAAUUCUACAAGUAGUUGCUAGCUUCUAAACUGAAUAUUAAGUAAGGGUACCGCAGUCUAGCAUUUACAGAGCACUUUGUGGCGCUCAGUUUGAGCCUCACAAAUUCUUCCGAGCUGGGGCUCCAAGGUCACGAGCUGGUCUGUUUACGUAGUUAAAGGUGCAACCCUUGCAGGCUCAGAGCAGCAAAGAACGCAGUCUUUGGCCUGUGCCCAACAGACGCUCACUCGGUCUGGAUGGAGGAUUCGGCGCCUCUCUGGAGCAACGUAAGGCGUCCAGCGGAGAUGCCCGAUGCCAUUUCACUCUGGGACUCAGAUCAAUUCUCAUCAAGGCGCUCAAUACCAAACUCGUCUGCGAGAGUCUUGGACUGGGCAGGGCCAGUGCUAGAAAGGACAGCCUCUUCCGGGUCGGUCUACUGAAGUUGCUCUUCUGCAGAGCCAGGGAUAGGACAACGCGCGCCGGCCCGCUUUACGGCAAAGGUGUGCGCGUUUGCGACAGGAUGAUGCAAGCAAGUUUUGGCGGGAAAAGCUCAGCCUUUGGAUUCCCGUGGCAGCUGGCAAAGGACUGCUUGUAGAGAAGAGCGCCCCGAACGGUGGAAGAGGACUCCAGAGAAGGGCUCAGAGGUCUUGAUUACUGUGGACGGGCACGCCGCUGUCCUGGGAACCAUGGCAGUGCCUUUUGUGGAAGACUGGGACUUGGUGCAAACUUUGGGAGAAGGUGCUUAUGGAGAAGUUCAACUUGCUGUGAAUAGAAUAACCGAAGAAGCUGUUGCAGUGAAAAUUGUAGACAUGAAGCGGGCCAUAGACUGCCCAGAGAAUAUUAAGAAAGAAAUCUGCAUCAAUAAGAUGUUAAAUCAUGAGAAUGUAGUGAAAUUCUAUGGCCACAGGAGAGAAGGCAAUAUCCAGUAUCUAUUUCUGGAAUACUGUAGUGGAGGAGAACUCUUUGAUAGAAUAGAGCCAGACAUAGGCAUGCCUGAACAAGAUGCUCAGAGGUUCUUCCAUCAGCUCAUGGCAGGAGUGGUCUAUCUGCAUGGAAUUGGAAUAACUCACAGGGAUAUUAAACCAGAAAACCUCCUUUUGGAUGAAAGGGAUAACCUCAAAAUCUCUGACUUUGGCUUGGCAACAGUGUUUCGGCAUAAUAAUCGCGAACGCUUACUGAACAAGAUGUGUGGUACUUUACCUUAUGUUGCUCCGGAACUUCUAAAGAGAAAAGAAUUUCAUGCAGAACCAGUUGAUGUUUGGUCCUGUGGAAUAGUACUUACUGCAAUGUUGGCUGGAGAGUUGCCGUGGGACCAGCCCAGUGACAGCUGUCAGGAAUAUUCUGAUUGGAAAGAAAAGAAAACCUAUCUCAAUCCUUGGAAAAAAAUUGAUUCUGCUCCUCUGGCUUUGCUUCAUAAAAUUCUAGUUGAGAAUCCAUCAGCAAGGAUUACCAUCCCAGACAUUAAGAAAGACAGAUGGUACAACAAGCCACUUAACAGAGGAGCAAAGAGGCCCCGAGCCACUUCAGGUGGUAUGUCAGAGUCAUUCUCUAAGCACAUUCAUUCCAAUUUGGACUUUUCUCCAGUAAAUAGUGCUUCCAGUGAAGAAAAUGUGAAAUAUUCUAGUUCGCAGCCAGAGCCACCAACAGGGCUUUCCUUGUGGGACACCGGUUCCUCCUAUGUUGACAAACUGGUACAAGGCAUCAGCUUUUCCCAGCCCACUUGUCCUGAUCAAAUGCUUGUAAACAGUCAGUUACUUGGUACCCCUGGCUCCUCACAGAACCCCUGGCAGCGCUUGGUCAAAAGAAUGACACGCUUCUUCACCAAACUGGACGCAGACAAAUCCUACCAGUGCCUGAAGGAGACUUUUGAGAAGUUGGGCUAUCAGUGGAAGAAGAGUUGUAUGAAUCAGGUUACUGUAUCAACAACUGAUAGAAGAAACAAUAAGUUGAUUUUCAAAAUAAAUUUGGUAGAAAUGGAUGAGAAGAUACUGGUUGACUUCCGACUUUCAAAGGGUGAUGGAUUAGAGUUCAAGAGACACUUCCUGAAGAUUAAAGGGAAGCUCAGUGACAUUGUGAGCAGCCAGAAGGUUUGGUUUCCUGCUACAUGAUGAAGCUGUCAGCCCUGGGCAUUCCUGGUGAAUAUAGUGCUGCUAUGUUGACAUUAUUCUUCCUAGAGAAGAGUAUCCUGUUCUGCAAACUGCAAACAAUAGAUUUUGAAGAGUUCUCUUCCUAUUACCCAACAUCUUCCAAUUCUGUAAUUUAAUACUGUAUUUUAAUUGUAUGUAAUACUUUGGGAAAAAGAUGGAUCAAGUUCAUUAGGUAUUUCUCCGUCUGUGUUUAAGUUGUGUGAAUUUGAAACCUAUCUGGUAGAAACCAAGUUUUGGGAUACAUGAGUUUCACUUCUGAAAAAAAAUUAGAACAUUUUGUUUCAUUCUAAGAAAACAUUUUCUCUGCUAUUUAAUUGUAAGGAUGAAUAAACAAAGACCAUGUAUAGUUGGUUGGUCCAUGAAGUGAGGCCUGCUACAAAAAUUGUAUCCCAAGAUAUGUUCUAUGUUUUCAGUUUGGGUAUAUGUGCCGCACAAGGGCUUGGCCUAUUCCAGUUAUUUAAAACUGUUUUGAAUUAUAAUGAUUAAAAUUACAAUCUUUUUAUUUUUUUCCCCCUGGUAUAGCUAGUCUAAUAUAAAGUACUGGUUGGUCUUUCAAGCAGUUGAACAUAAGCUCUAGUGUUUAUCUUACUUUAAAAAUUACACACAUUUUUUUUUACACACAGCCACAUUUUUACUGUACUCUAGAAAUAAGUUCUAUUUUCAAAAUUACUAUCUAACUUAGUAAACUUAUUGGCCAUCGGGUUUUUAGAUGACACUGGCUAAAAAGGGGAUGGCGAGUAAGGAAACACAAGAAUAGGCCUGAUUCUUGUUCCUCGCCUUUUAGAUUCACUAAAACUUUGUUUUCUUCAUAAAAUGUGCAUUAAAAUAUGAAUUAUA
Molecule: messenger RNA, 4369 nt
Organism: Alexandromys fortis (reed vole)
Lineage: Eukaryota; Metazoa; Chordata; Mammalia; Rodentia; Cricetidae
Gene: Chek1
Product: checkpoint kinase 1
Exons: 13
Coding region: 2072-3493 (473 amino acids)
Biological process (GO): DNA damage checkpoint signaling; protein phosphorylation
Cellular component (GO): cytoplasm
Molecular function (GO): protein serine/threonine kinase activity; ATP binding
Source: RefSeq, a predicted model, not a curated record